AUGCCCAAAGUUUCCAAGAUGUUUGACCCAGAUGCACCAGGUAUGAACAAGCAGCUGAUGCUUGAUUGGAUGCAUAUCAAUCACCCAAUGACUCCUAUCAAAACCGGCGCGAACAAGGACGAGGUGGCGAGGAAGGUGAGAGAGGUGCAGCCUGAAUUUUUUGGUAAUCCGAAUGGUGAUGGCAGUUAUGAUGCCGUGAACCAAUCAAGAAACUCAGCCCCGCCGGAUUCUUCAACCAGUCUAGUGACAACUACUCCUGCCAAACGAAGCCGCUCUGAUAAAAAGAGAUGUGCUUCUCCCAACGAUAGCAAAACAGCCUCGAAGAAACGUACAGUAUCCGCCAAGGUGGCAUCAACUAAUGGCCCAGCCCGCUCUGCAAUCAACAAGAAGACGGUGCGAUUCCGUAGCAUCUUGAAUGGAGAACUCUCAGUCUCACAAUCGGGUGACCAUGUCCAAUCGACGAGUCAAAAUGCUAGCAAUCACAUUCAAGACUUUUCACAGACUCCUUUGGUCGAACCACAGAAACCCGCGCUAUCUGAAGGCGCAACACAAGACCAAAAACCAGUUCUUGAAUGGACUACUCGAGGCAAUCAAAAGGUUAAUCAGAAAGUACGAAAAACGCCUACUCCGUCAAACAAUCAAGGCACUGGAUUAUUCGUCUCUUCACCCUCUCUCGAAUCACCUAUGCCAAAAUUACCACCCACACUUGUUAAAGAUGAGAGAGGCGUGCCUGUGAAAUUUAUGGAUCACACCUUGCUUGGAGGACAAAGGGCCAACACCAACAAAAAAGAUCUUAUAACAUUUGCCGAUAAGGACUGGUUUGAAAUGGACAACAUUGUCAAUGGGAGAGACAUUGCUCCCAUAUCACCAAAUAGAUCCACGGUCGAAGAAUUGAACUGUAUCUUGUCAAGGACUGAAAAGAAGAGGGAUGGGGCGGAGGUUUUUCAAGAUGAAAGACGAAGAAUUGAUCAAAUCUUUGCGCUUGAAGAGCGUAUGUCGGGCGUGGAACUCAUUACCGGUGAUUGGAAGGCUCUUCAAGAUCGUAUGAUGAAGCUCGAGCACAAGGCUUUUGGAGAAAUCAAACGGCUUGAAGAAAAAUUCAAAGCUGAUAUCACAGCGCUCAAUGAAGAGGUGAAGAGGUUGAAGUCUGAAUUGACGAAGGCUAAUGACACGAUUGAGACUUGUAAUAAGGCGCUUGUACACAUUCUUUCAGAGGGAGAUGGUGAGUAUGGACCGUCUGAAGGCGGUGACAAUGACAAUGAUGAAGACGAAGAUGAAUCCAGUGGUGGAAGCGAUGCCUCUUUCGGAAGUUGA
This is a messenger RNA of Melampsora larici-populina 98AG31, 1314 nucleotides long. RefSeq lists its product as uncharacterized. Bases 1 to 1314 code for a protein of 437 amino acids. The record is from RefSeq and is a predicted model, not a curated record. The transcript has 6 exons. Lineage: Eukaryota; Fungi; Basidiomycota; Pucciniomycetes; Pucciniales; Melampsoraceae.